Molecule: messenger RNA, 573 nt
Organism: Aspergillus novofumigatus IBT 16806
Lineage: Eukaryota; Fungi; Ascomycota; Eurotiomycetes; Eurotiales; Aspergillaceae
Product: Zn(II)2Cys6 transcription factor domain-containing protein
Exons: 2
Coding region: 1-573 (190 amino acids)
Biological process (GO): regulation of DNA-templated transcription
Molecular function (GO): zinc ion binding; DNA-binding transcription factor activity, RNA polymerase II-specific
Source: RefSeq, a predicted model, not a curated record
AUGGAUGACAACCUGGCCAGGGUCCUUGAUAAAAGAAGGCCGAAACCUCCUUCCAAUGCUGGACCAACCCUCCAAGCCCAGAUCGUCCAGAUCGUUGCACAAGAUCUCUCGUUAGGCAUGCGGUGGAACUUCAUGCUAUAUGGCUACUAUUCCGUCGGACCCGGACCCGGACCCGGACCGGCGGGACGAAACAAGAACUCCAAGAUGUCCGGCCGGACCCUUUCUGCCUGCGACGUAUGCCGUCAGUCCAAGGUCCGGUGUACAGGAGGGAAUCCCUGCUUGACCUGCCAAUGGUCUCAAAGAAGCGGCAACUAUAGCCCCGGUGGCAGGCUCGGCCGGCCCAAAGGCAGCAAGAACAAGCGGACUUUGAUGCAGCAAAUCCUGAACCUGAAUAAAGAGCAGCCAUCCCUGACACAGACGGACACGAACAAAAGCACUGCGGAUGUCAUGCAGUGGAUUGGAUCCGGAGAGCAACAACGACAACAACGGCAGCAACGGCAGCAGCCACAGCUUGAACCCGACUUGAUCUCCUUUCGAGUUCGACUUGGAACAUGCAUUCGACGCCACAAUUGA